GGCAGCCAGGGAGACCCGGGACCCCCAGGACCCCCGGGCAGUGCUGGCCCACCGGGUACCCAGGGCCCAGCUGGCACCAAGGUACGGUAUCGGCAUUGUCAUUGGCAUGUUCGACCUGGGCUUGCCCGGUCCCCAGGGCAGCAUGGGGCUGCCUGGCCCCUCUGGCCCUCCUGGCCCAGGGGGGGAGAGUGGGAAGCCAGGCGUGCCGGGCAGGGAUGGCGUGCCAGGGAAGGACGGCGAGGCGGGGAUGCCUGGAAAGAUGGGCAUGCCGGGACCCUCAGGACCUGCUGGUCCCAAGGGAGAGCCAGGGGAUGCAGGAGCCCCAGGGCAGGGCUCCAAGGGUGACCGAGGGUUGCCAGGCCCCAAGGGCGAGAAGGGGAGUGCUGGAUCGCCAGGGGUCGGUGUGCAGGGACCACCAGGACAGGACGGGCCUCCAGGCUUGAAGGGUGACAUCGGCUUGCCAGGACCACCGGGACCCCCGGGCUUAGCGGGCAUCGCUGGGACACCGGGACAGCCUGGCCUGAGAGGGGACAGUGGGCAGCCUGGCCCCCCAGGUCCCCCGGGAGAGAGGGGUGAAGACGGGCGCCCGGGGUCAGAAGGGGACCGCGGGCCGGCGGGCUUGCCUGGGAACCGGGGGGAGCGCGGGGACAAGGGAGAUGUUGGGCCCUCGGGGCCCAAAGGAGACAAGGGCGAUACUGUGGUGGUGGAGGGGCCUGCUGGAGCACGGGGCACCAAGGGGGAGCCGGGAGACCGUGGCCUGAAGGGCAUGGAAGGGGACAAAGGGGACAAGGGGGAGCAAGGCAUGCCUGGAGAGAAGGGGGCGAGGGGCGAUCAAGGUGAGAAGGGCUCCAUGGGCUUCCCCGGGGCACGUGGUCCUGGCGGGCAGAAGGGCCAGCCUGGCCGCGAUGGGAUCCCCGGAGCCCGGGGAGAGAAGGGGGACAUGGGACCCCUGGGCAUGCGCGGUCCCAAGGGUGACCGGGGCAUGAAAGGCGCCUGCGGCCUCGAUGGGGACAAGGGCGAGAAGGGAGAGCUGGGUCUGUCAGGACCACCGGGCAUCCCCGGGAAGGAAGGGCUCAUGGGACCCAAG
This is a messenger RNA of Eurypyga helias (sunbittern), 1087 nucleotides long. Its product is annotated as collagen alpha-1(VII) chain-like. NCBI's taxonomy places the organism in Eukaryota, Metazoa, Chordata, Aves, Eurypygiformes, Eurypygidae. The transcript has 17 exons. The record is from RefSeq and is a predicted model, not a curated record. The annotation marks the transcript as partial.